Molecule: messenger RNA, 1772 nt
Organism: Exophiala dermatitidis NIH/UT8656
Lineage: Eukaryota; Fungi; Ascomycota; Eurotiomycetes; Chaetothyriales; Herpotrichiellaceae
Product: gibberellin 2-oxidase
Exons: 4
Coding region: 476-1663 (395 amino acids)
Molecular function (GO): dioxygenase activity
Source: RefSeq, a predicted model, not a curated record
GCAAGAUAUGCGACGGACAUGGCUCUCCACGACGUGUCACUCAGGGCCAACAAAGCUUCCAUCAUGGAUCAUUCGCCACACAGAAGCCAGGGCCCAGUUAGCUUGCCGCCAGCCAGUCCCCUCGACUGUUCGAGAUAGAGGAUGAUAGUCAGGCGGAGCUCCUCCCAGAAAGCGAUCACUUACAUGACCCCAGGCGCUCAGGGCAUGCAUGGCUUUCCUGCAGCAUGUCCAUGCUCCAAAAUUGUGACUGCUCAUCUCGAUCCCCCAAGAGGUCUUGGGCGAUAGACCAGACGUCCACCCGAGGUAUUGGGAGUGAACGCUCCACUCCCUCCACAGGCUCUUUUGACGCCCUUCGUCAAAUUUGGGAUUCCAGCAAAGGUACUUCCUCUGAUAUAAGACAGCUUGGGCUCUUUUCAAGUCGAGCUCCUUUCUGCCACCAACCAGGAACGAGGUCGACCACAAUAUACCAUCGAAAAUGUCUGACAUUAAAAUCGAUACGUCGAAGCCCAUCGACCUUCCACCGUGGACUCCCCCGCCUCCAACGAAGGAGAAAUUGGAAUAUGUCAAGCUUGUGAACAUUGAUCUCGCCAAAUUUGACGACCCAGAGGGCAGAAAAGAGCUCGCCCGUGAUCUCUACGAAGCUGCUACUGGACACGGCUUCCUGACUCUCACCAAUCAUGGCAUUUCAGAUGAGGUGUAUAUGCGCCAGAUGACUUUGGCAAAUGCUGCCAUGACCUUGCCUCCUGAAGAGAAGGCUCCGUAUGAGGUCACACCACAAGAGGAUGCACGAGGUCUCUAUGUAGGCUACAAGCCUUCAGGUCCCUUGGGCCACAAAGGAGGAUUCCCCAAGCAGCUUGACCAUUACAACAUUCUGGUCCACGACCCCAAGAACAGAGCCCAUCCUCCCGUCCUUCGUCCUCACCUCGAAGAGAUCUACCAGGUUAUGCACUUCAUUCGGGCCUCGAUCCUGAAGAAGCUGCUUACAUUGGUUGCGAUGAUACUUGAGGUGCCCGAAGAGGUGGUGUUGGCGACACACGCCGAGGGUGGCUCCAAGACGGAAUACAUCCGAUACAUGCUCUGCGCGCCUCGCUCCAAGGAAGAGAGUGCGAAAUACCGGGACAUCUUCCUCUCGGGCCACACUGACUGGGGCACGUGGACCUUCCUGUUCUCGCAACCUAUUGCCGCCCUUCAGGUGCUCGACCACCGGGACCAGAAGUACAAGUACGUCGAGCAUCUGCCCAAGGCACUCGUUGUCAAUUUUGGCGAGGCUCUCGAACUGUUGACUGGAGGUCUCUUCAAAGCGACCAUCCACCGCGUGGUUGAGCCUCGUGAGGACCAGCGACAUUUGAACCGAAUUGGAGUCAUCUAUUUCGCCCGGCCUUGUGAUGACCGGCAGUUGGUGCCCAUCGAAAACUCGCCCCUGCUCCAGCGACUGGGCGCGGACAAGCCUGUCGAUGACCGCGUUUUCUGCAUGGCGGACUACUUGGAUGCUCGCAAGCAUGGCUACAAACGCAUCGAGUUUGAUAUUGACCGACCCGCGGAGCCGGGAAAACAUGCCGACUUCUUUGAUGGCGAGUAUCCCGACCCGGAGGACCACAAGAGCUUGGGCAAGUUCGAUAACGUUCCUCGUCCCAAAUAUGUUAUUCCGACUAUCAAGGCAUGAAAUAUUUUGGCCAAGUUUAGCCCUUGUGUCGGCACAGACGGGGUGGUCAGAUAGUUAACAUUUCUCACGUUAAUGAGUAUGCUCUGAAACAUGAACCACUGUACCUCCC